AUGGAGCAAGAUGCGCAGCGAGCAAGGCAGAGCGACAUCCGCCGGGAGUCUGACUUCGCUCCCUCGCAUUAUUUGAGGCUGCUGAAGACUCACAAUCCCAAUUUGGCGAGGUUGCCUGCAACGAGAAAACCGAAGAGUGGCCGGAAUAAAGGGCCUCCACAGCUACAGCCCCUAGGUGAGGAUCGCAAGGACCGAAAAGACACAGAGAAUGAUCACCUCCAUGUCGGUGCACUCACAAGCCGCUCGGCGGAGGAGGAGGCGGAGGUAGCGGCCGAGAAGAGAGGCAUCAAGUCCCGACCGAAAGCACCGAAGGAACCCAUGGUAUACUUCACCGAUGCACUUGGCCGGAGACAAGCCAGUCCUAAAGCAGAGGCUUUUUCGAACCCCAGCACACCAAGCAGUUCCCGCCGGCCCCGAGCAGUCUCACCGUUCCAGUUUCCUACAGAGAUCUCGGAGACCACAGAGAGCCGAGAAACUCUGAAGCAACAGUGGUCCCUCGCCCAGUUCCUCUUGCGUGAUGGCCUCGAAGCAGUGGCGAGUGACUCUGCCAUCAUGCGGACGGCACGUGGAGCCCAAGACUGCCUGGAGUUCUUGGAUCUCUUGGAAGAGUGUGCUGGAAAGCUCGGGAUGCGCACAGGCGCCUUGUCCCGGAUGCUCCUGCCCUUCAACUCGGAAACGGACUCCGGCGACCAGGCCAACAGUGCUCUUGAGGCACCGCUUGGUAGCCCCGAGCUGGAGGGCUUGCUAUCGGACCGGGAACGACAGGAGCUGGUUCAGAGAGCUGUGGCCCUUAGAAGACUGGUGCGUGUGAAGGUCGCGGACUGCGCGGAUGUGCAACAGGCACGCGACUCCUUACAGCUUAUAGCCAACUUCCUCAAUGCCCUUCGAAAGACCGCAGAGGAAGAGAAGCGAUCUUUGACCUGUAUUCUUCGGGAGCUAUGCUAUGCUUUCAUUGGCGGCCGCGAGACAGCACCGACGGCAGAGGACCUUGGCCAAGUGGCAGAUGCACAAAACCCCAGCGCCCCCUGUUUUAGCUCAACACAAGCACAUGGUCCACUGGUAAACAUGCUGCCGAUGGUAUGCAGCACGCGGUUUGCAGCUCCCACAGCUUGCAAUCUCAGGUGCUUCUGGGUGAUCCUAGCAGCUUCAGGCCUUGCGGCAUCCUCUUUGGAGGCCUCCUCUGCGCCUGCUUUGCCGCCGCUUUCUUUGGACAACUUCGAGGAUGACGAUUGUAUCGAGUCUGGCGAGUCAGAUGUGCUUCUGCACUUGAUGCAUGAGCUGGGUGGUGUCCUGGAGCAGGUUCUCUCCAGCAUCACGAAAGGUGAGGUGGAGGAGUGGGAAUCGUGCUGUAUGCUGGGAAGUCGCUUCUCAAGCUUUUUCUGCCUGUGUCGCAUCAAGCCUGCCAUGGAUUUCGACGAGCUGGAAGAGCUAGAGCGGAAGCGGGGCGCUAGUGCUCCAGCUUCUCAUGCUGCAGAGCGGAUCGGAGAGCAGUUUCUGCGCGCAGCGGGGGCCAAGACCUUCCAGGAGCUGCAGGACAAGAAGCGGCUGGAAAUCGCGUCAGUGCAGCUGCCCGAGCUGUCCGAGCUCCCUUUUCCAUUGAGAGAUCUUCGCAGCUUGGAGAUGCUUCUGGUGAGCCGCUCGCACGUCCGUGGCCUUCCCUCGAGCAUUGGCGAUCUGAGUGGCCUCCAGUUCCUAGAUGUCUCGGCCAAUUGUAUCGAGAUCUUGCCAGAGACGAUCCUUAGUUUGAAAUCUUUGACACAUCUCAAUAUCUCCGACAACAAGCUGGGCAAGCUGCCGUCUCCUUUCGGGCGCUUGACCAGUUUGGCUGUGUUCAAUGCCAAGAAAAACUUGUUGCGCGAGGUUCCGGAGGACAUCGACGAAUUACCCUUGGAAGACUUGGACAUGACCGAGAAUCGACUGGAGAGCUUGCCGAUGAGCAUUGGUCGCCUGUCGCGGCUGCGAUCGUUUUGGGCUGGGGGGAACCAGGUCGCGCAGCUGCCGCCCGACAUGGGCAGAUGCCUAUGUUUGCGAGGGGUGCAGCUCGCACACAACAUGCUGGAGGCUCUGCCAUCCGAACUCUGCACCUUGACGAACCUGCAAUACCUGGAUCUUGCCCAGAACUGGAUCAUGGAGCUACCGCCCCUCGAGAACCUCACCGGAUUGCAGACACUGGAUGUGGGUAGCAACUGCUUGGUGUCACUGAACUUCGGGGUGCUUCCCUCCUUGCGCAAGCUGCUCGCACCCGACAACCGGAUCGAGCGACUGCCACCACGAUUUGCAGAUUUCUUGAUGCUGCACACAUUGGAUCUGCAAGGCAACCCGAUUGCCGAUUCCCUGCAGCGCGGCAGCAAACACCCGGAUUGGCUAAGCCUCUGGCUGCUGCAAUGUGCGGGCGCUCUGCGGAGCUUGCCGGGCCUACAGGACUGCACGCCCAGCUUGCUCAAUGAUGGGACACUGGCCUUGGAUGGGUGGCAGCUGCGUGGUGAGAUGAGCUCCACGUUGACUCGGCUACGGGGUGUGAGCUGCUUGAAGGCGGCAGACAAUCGGAUUACGCUGUUGCCGGAAGAUCUGGGAAGCAUGGCCGGCCUGGACUCUCUGCUUCUUUCGCACAACGAGUUGUCAAAGCUUCCCGACACGAUUGGUGGUCUCGACCGCUUGCAGCUGAUGGAUGUGUCUGCCAACCAGCUGCUCGACCUCCCCGCAGGCUUCAUCUCCCUGAAAAGCCUGCGCAAGCUCGACUUGAGCAAGAAUCGCCUCAGCGCACUACCUGAUGGCUGGGGCCGACUGACAAGUCUACAGCACGCAGACUUGUCAAUGAAUCGGUUGAUCGCGCUUCCGACAGACUUCGGACAUUUACCAGCCCUAAAAUGGCUCAGCUUGGCUGGCAACGAGAUUGUUGGCUUGCCGGUGAGCUUCAAGCAGCUACGACAGCUGACGGAGCUGCAUUGCGAAGGAACCCCGCUCGCCUCGCUGCUGGUGCAGACGGGAGAGAUGUUCGAGCAGCGAAUACUUUGGGAGCUGAAUCAAUGGGGUAGGCUUGCCUUGAUCAAAUUGCAAAUGCAGCAGCGAGGUCCGGUCCCAGAUGGCCUUGUGCAGUGGAGAUGGGUGCCAGCGACGCCUCCUGAGCCACCACCACAAACUAAAGCUGCUGCCGCCCACGGGUAUGGACCAGGAGAAGCUCCGAUGCCCCAGUCUCAGCGCAAGGAUGGAAGUGCACGAUCCGGUGGCAUGGACGAGGCUGCAAAGGUGGUGCAAGGGCUGCGUUCUCGCCUGGAUUCUGCGGGAGACGAGCAGGAGGCGCAACGACGCUUGCGCCAGAUGUUUCGAGAGUGGCAUCCGGACAAGCGCAGCGAGGCAGAGCAGCAGCUCGCCACCCGCGUGUUCCAGUGGCUACAAGAUGUGAAAUCGAACUACGCUCGCUGCAUCACCAACGUCAGGAUCAUCACCAUCACUGCUGCCAUCUACACCUUUCUCACCACCACCAGCACCACCGAGAAAGCCUGGGCGGUGUUCGACAAGUGGUCUGCUGAAGGCCGCGCAGAUGCUAUGCAGCAGCUGGCCCCGGCUGUGCUGGCAAGGCCUUACUGCGAGCCUGGCAAGCUGGCAUGGCUGGCAACCACCUGCAUCUUGCUUCUUAGAGGAGCAGAUGCGGAGCAAGCACUGGAGUGUGCCUCCUCUUUGGAUGAGGACCUGCUGGGACAGAUGACGGUGCUCAGCUACGAGACGAAGCACAACACGCGCUUCCACCUGGUGCUGCGAAGCCCCUGGCCGGCCUUUCGAAUGCUGGACCUGCUCGCGCGGCUCAUACCGGAGACGCCAGGCCACGCUUUGUGGGCUUGCCGGAAGAACACCAAGUGGAACAGUGACCCAGACGUCUUCGAUUGGCCGCAGUUCAAGAAGCUUCUCUCGGAAGCCGUAGAUGAACUGGUGUCCGAUGAGUCUAUUUUCGAUCUGAAGCCCUCGGACGGCCCUUUGUCCCAGCAGUACUCGGCGCGGUGGCAGCGGAUCCACUCUUUGCCCGCGAUGAAGGAAGUAGUGUACUUCUCGCACGACGUCUUCGAUGCAUACCGGCAGCACCACUAUAAAGCUGGCUGCCAUUUGGGAGUUAUCUCCUGCUAUAUACUUCAGAUCUUCGUGGUACUGCUUCGCGACAUUGAAGGUCGGCUGCACAAGCAAGUGGCUAGUGUCGCACAGCUGGUGAACAUUUACGGGCCGGUGCAGCAAACUGCCAAGACGGAUUGGCCCGUGUUUCGGCUUCUACACUUUGCUAGCUUGCUGCAGCGAGCUCAUCCGCAUGAUAUUUGGAAGGGGAACCAGGACAACGAACACGCGGCUGCAAGAGACGCGGCUAAGUCCUUGGUGACAGAAGUGGACGCAGUCACCGAGACCAAGUUUGCAUCGGGAGGCGAGGCUGCGCCGAUGGCUUUUUUGACAUCAGCUUGGGGGUGGAUGUCGAAGAUUUUGGAUGCGGUGUUAAAGCGCUGGCGAGUGGUGUCCAAGACAUCCCCCUUGCUGGUUCUUUGCCGGGAUCAUUUAGCAUUAAGGAACUGCAAGACUUCGCAGAAGUUUAAUGACAAGCGGCCAUUGGUUCAGUGCAUCGAUGCUCCUCAACGUUUGGGCGUUGAGACCAUGGUCGCAAAGUACAUAGCCAUGGCCUCCAUAGCGAGGUCGGGCAUGCACGCUGUAUGGCUUGACUUGGAUGUGUUCAUAGUUACCGACCCCAGUCCCUUUGUGAUGUCUGAACUGGCCAGACAGCCAUCUGCCAGCCUUCUCUUUUCGCGGCACAUGCUGUCGGAGUCCGUGACUCCCGCAGUUGUGAUAGCCCGGCCGACUGAGGAAGCAGUUUCCCUGCUUAUGGGGUUUGCGAGCUGGCUGCGUGAAAACCCCUACCUGCUGGACCACAAAGCAUGGGACCAAUUCUUAACCAACAACAAGGGGGACUUUGCUGGUGUGUUUGAUUACAAGGGCCGGAACACCACGGGACAUGAGACCGAAGGUCCAACGCACACCUUUCUGCCAAGGGUUGGCCUGGCUUCAAUUAACAGCAACUGGAGCUUCAUCAAGAGUGGCUUUUCAAGUGGAGAUGGUUGGCGUGGCCGGGAGGAAGAUGUGGUGCUCUUCCAUUUCUGGGGUGCUGAGGAAUCUCCCGAGGAACUCUUCCGGAUUUUCUAUAACAAGAAGGCUCUCCUGUCUCCAGCCUUAGACCCCAACGCUGCGAAGAUUCUGCAGAAGUAUCGGCGAGAACCUGUCUCAGCGCCGCUGGUGUCGGUAUUGCUAAAGAAGGAGCCCCUGUACUUGGUGGCCAUCAGCUAUGCGCAUGGUUGUUGUCGAAAGUCGCUGCAGCGUAAUAGAGAGCACGCGCUCAAAGCUGGAGUGGAUGCAGCCAGAUCCUACGGGAAGCAACACCUGGGUCCAGACUGGUUGGCUGCAAACCACCAAGUCCUGUCGCAGAAGAGGGGGGCUGGGUGGUGGCUUUGGAAGUCCUAUGUCAUCCUGAAAACCCUCAAGGAUCCAUCGAUUCCUUGGGACAAAGGUGUGGUUUUGUGGGUGGAUGCGGGAAAUUACCUGCAUGCAGAUCCAAGGCCAUUUCUUUCCUCAGCCUUGGAGGAGUCAGACGUCGUGGCCUUGCGCCUGAAGCAGUGCCUGGAAGUGGACUGGACAAGCAAGCUAACGCUGGAGCAGAUGAACAUGUCUUCAAGGUAUGCUUUGAUCGAUCGGCCUCAACUUGGCGCCUACUUCCUGGCAUUCCGAAAGACCAAGGCCGUCCUCUCGUUCGUGGAGCAGUGGCUGAAGCUCUCCGAGGAUCCUGAUAUCCUCAUGGGCCUGGCCGUGCGCAACUUGAACUCACACGGAGGAACUGGAACCUUGACCAGCGACAUUCUGGAUGACGAGGUGCCGAGCUUCAUGACACACCAAGCGGAUCAAAGUAUCUUCUCGCUGCUCUUCAAGAGACAUGGUUACAGAGCCAGUUCUCUGGAGGCAGGUCACACGCCCGAGCCCCGGAUGACAAGUGCGGUGCUGCAGAUACCAUGUGGCAGUUGCACUGAAGUCUACGGCUCCACGCCAGGGUGGUCACAUUGGAUCGCUGGCGCGAGUGAUGUGGGCAUGCACGGCAAGCCGAAACAAAAAGAGCUUUCUCAGUUGCUCCGCUCGUCAGCCUGCCCCUCCUUUGCAGCAGAAGUCUUCUUUGAUACCCAUGAUUCGGAAACCAGGUCGAAUCGAAAAUCAGAUGUCGAAGCAGCUUUGCCGAUGCUGCUGAGUCGCUUGGUUGCACUUGCCAGCUCCAUCUUGGCAUGCAGCAGAUAUUCUGAUAUUCUGCUUGGACAACCUGCUUUUGGCUUGGUCGGCAUUGCACGCAGUGCAUCGCAGAAAAAUGCAGCAAAGGCAUGCCGCG
Molecule: messenger RNA, 6394 nt
Organism: Symbiodinium necroappetens
Lineage: Eukaryota; Dinophyceae; Suessiales; Symbiodiniaceae
Source: the annotation of a GenBank genome assembly